AAGGCUCGGGUGGGGGGGAGUCGGGGAAGGAAACUCCAGUUCCCCACCCAGAAAAGAGAAAGACUGGAGAAGUCCUGCGGGAAGGAGAGGAGCUGGAGGAGGUCAGAAGAAAAGAGAUUUAUUAUAUUUAUUAAUCUAAAUUGUAUAUACACUUAUAAAGAGCGGGCUAUUUGGAAGGAGGAGACGAGGAAGAAAAGGCAAACCGUCUGGAACUGGAAACGGAGAAAUCCUCAGCCUUCUUCCCCAAGGGAUAAAGCAGAUUUCUUGGCAGAGAAGAGUUUUGGGAACUAUCCUCAAAGCCUCCGUUGAAAAACAGCACUGACUGCUGUUAUGUAUGCUGAACCAUCCACCAUGAAUUUCCGGAACCAUGGGUUCUUUCGCCGUUCUCCACCCCCUUCGGUGGCCAAGCCGUCUCCUGCUGCUGGGAACACAUUGUCAGUCUUGGGAGGCAUUGCUCAAAUCUCUCCCUGUCUCUAUCUCUGCUCUGGCAAUGCUGCAUCCAACAGACACAUGGUGUACUCCCGAGCGGUGACCUGUGUAGUAAAUGCCACCAUGGAAAUCCCCAAUGCCAACUGGCCAGACAUUGACUAUGUGAAGGUGCCUGUUCCGGACCUCCCCCAUGCUCCACUGUCCUUGUACUUUGACUCCGUGGCUGAUAGGAUACACCAGACAGGGAAGAAGAAUGGAAGAACCCUAGUCCACUGUGUGGCAGGUGUCAGUCGGUCUGCUUCCCUCUGUAUUGCUUAUCUAAUGAAAUAUCAUCGAUUGAGCCUCUUGGAUGCUCAUGAGUGGGUGAAGAGCAGGCGACCUGUUGUAAGGCCCAACGUAGGCUUCUGGAGACAACUCAUUGAAUAUGAACGCAAGCUGUUUGGCAAGAACACUGUCAAGAUGGUGCCUUCACCCAUUGGGUUGGUCCCAGAUGUUUAUGAAAAGGAGACCCGUGGGCUGGUCCCCUUGUGGAACUUAAGAUAAAGACUACCACUGAGAUGGGCUGUGGGCCAUUUUGACUUAAAAUGAAAAAGUUCCACCAUGUUAGGACCUUUAACAAGACUGUCCAGUGUGGUGGACCUUGAUAAGAAAUUCUGUUAACGGUAGUCUUUUUAUAAGACCUUGCAAUAUGAGUACAGUAGAUCAUGGAAAAGACUUAAGUUGCUUGAACUUUUCAGUGUGAUAGACUUUGCUGCUUGGUACCAUCCUGUCAAACAUUGCUAGGAACCUGUAUUUUGCUCAUAGUCUGAGAUGAGAAGAUGGUUAAACACAAAAGUAUAGGCAGUAAAGAUUGCUAUCUAAUACAGAGACUCCAAGGUCUUUAUAAAUUAAUCUUUGCAUAGUAAGGAGAAAGAUCUUUUCCUCUCCCUUCCCUUUCUGCUUCAAGAGUUUCAGAAUUCCUGUCUUGGGUUUUUUUUAUUUGAAUAAGCACAAUACACAUUCCUUUCUGGAGAGUUAAGCUUAAACCCUGAGGUGAUGGGAAUUAAAGCUAUCAUCUGUCCAAAGAUACAGUGUUUUGAGGAAUGCACAUCCCUAAACAGGCAGAAGCCGAGAAACUAAAGAUGGGAGAACUGUUAACAGUAGGUGAAAGACAUCAAUCCUACCAGGAAGACAUUAAUAUAGUCACAUUCACUAAGCAGGUUGCAACCUGGCCAUGGUGUUAUGCAUACCACUAUUUUAGGAUGCUGCUUCAAUUGAGGACUAUCUAAACUCUUGUGGGGAAGAUGGAGGAAUUUUUGAAUAUUAGCUCAGGUCGGUUAAGCUGGUAGCAAACAGGGUAGAUGAGUAAUCGGAAAGGGGUUAAAAUAUAAAUCUUUCUAUGACAAUCAAGCCUUCUUAUCUUUGUAUCUCUCGUUAGGAUUCAGCAGUCUGUAUAAGGGAAGCUUUCUCAACGCAUUACACCUUGAAAAAGAGGGAGAACAAGAGAACAUCUUGAAAGCUAUCACUACAGCCAGGGGAAAAGUACUACUUUAAAAAUAGUUAAAGCUACACAGGGAACAAGAAGUGGAGCCACAAUUUGGUGUGAGCAACCAGUCCUGUAGUUUUGAUUCUGUUAGGUGAGGGGUAGUAUUUUAUAAUCAAAGAGGGUUCCCUAGUGAAGCUUUUCUGAUAAUAGAGAUAUGGAAUUGGAAUAUGUAUCCAGAGUUGAGCAAAUAUUAAGUGAGGCUGUAGCAUUUCUUAACUUUGGCAAGUUUAGGAUGUGUAGACUUCAAUUCCCAGAAUUCCCCAGCCAGCAUGCUGGCUGGGGAAUUCUCGGAGUUGAAGUCCACACAUCUUAAACUUGCCAAAGUUGAGAAACACUGGUGUAGUAGAGGACAUCAAACAGGAGGUGGGGUAAUCCAAACUGGGUAGCAUUUCAGAGUGCUUUAAAUGAGUUAUUGGAACAGGUCCAUAGUACGUCCAUAAUAAUUAUAGGACGAUUUAUUAAAAAUGGAGAAAGAUGAAUCAGAUAUUCUUUGGGUGUGUUGAAACUCUCACUCCCAACAUUUUUAGCCAGCAUGGCCUUGAUCAGGAGUUGUAGUUCCAGCAUAACCAGAGGGGGAACUACAUUUAAGGAAAGCUGUUUUAGAAGAACUCUGCUAGAGACAACUUCUGCUGUAAAACGCCAGUCCAGGUGGAAGGGGCUCAGAUUAUCAGCAUGCACCAAGCCCACAUGUGUUUUUGCAUAAACAUCACACAAGCAUGGUCAAUCUAUAACCAGCAAGGGGUUUAUGCUUACAAAAGGAAUGGCUUAGCAGAUUUCAUAACUGUGCUUGUCUCUCCAGAAUGAAGAAUAUAGUUCAUUCCCACCUUGGAUUGAUUGUAUUGUCUUUUCAGUGCAACUGAUAAUACAAUUUGGCUUUUCACAAAACAGUAACCUAAGAAGUUUUUAUAUCCAUGUAUGCAGCUGGUAGAUUAGUAUGGUAUCUGGGGAAAAGGUAAUUUACUGGCAAAUUCCUCUUUUACGGUAUAAAUUAGGUGGGUGGGUGAAUUCUGUAACCUUUCUGUUCUUGUAGAAAAACUUAAUUGGAGAAUCUUUAGACAUUUCCAGAAGAAUACAGAGCUAAGGUAUUGGCCAGUGUUUCUCAAUUUCAGUAAUGUGUGGACUUCAACUCCCAGAAUUUGGGAAAUUCACACUUUAACAGCGAAUGAGAAACACUGAUAUAGGCCAUCAAACCAAGCAAUUCAGAAAUAUUCAUUUAUGUAGAUAGAAAGUGGCCAUUUCCCACAUUUACAGCAAAGAAACUGAACGGACAGUACAUCUUGAGGGAGCAAAGUUAUCUUCUUUACAGAUCUUAUUUUUUAACGUAGCAGCUAGGAUAUCUGUCAUCAAAAAUAACUCAUAUUUUGGCAUCUUACUUAGUGACAAUGUUAUGAAAAUACAGUGAUGCCUUUUUUUUUUUAUGGAAGAAAACUCAGAUGGAUUAUUUUAAGUUUUCUUUUGUAGACUGUUCCAGCACUUCCUGCAUCAGAAUUAUUAGUGCCUCUAAAUUUGUCUAGUGAAGGACAAUUGUAUACAAAAGCACAGUUUUGGAUAAAUCUAAGAUUCUCAUUUUUCCCAUGAAUAUUUUUCAGUUGUUCAAGCGGUGGCAUUAACAGAAGGAUUUGGGACUGAGAGCCAUGUCUAGAAGUGAUCCAUCAGCAUACAUAUCAGAAUUAGACAAAAUUAGAAUAAAUUUCUCCAAAUUAAUCUCUCAGUGGACAGCAGUAUCUACUUCAUUUUGCCAGGGCUUAGAAACUAAAUAGCAUCAGAUCUUGUUAAUAUUUGGGUAGAAACCAUCAAGCAUGUUCUAGACAUGUCCAGGAAGUCACCAGAAGACAAGCUCAACUUGAAAGAGAUGCUACUUUUUUUAUCUCCCAGAACUGCUCAUAUCUGCAUGGGUAAUUAAUUACAAAAAUCCUUUUAAGACUGAAUGUAGCACUGGUGAAUCUAAGAAUUGUGCAGAUGUUCAGAGCACAUCUUCCUUGCAAAGUAACUUUUGAGUUGGAUCCACAAGCAGAACUUCAAGGGACACCAAGGAGGAAUUUGUUCCAGGGCUUAGCACACAAGCUGGUCUUCCUUUCAAAUGGUAUAUAUGUGUAUAUAAAUAAACAUCUAAGGUCUC
Molecule: messenger RNA, 4073 nt
Organism: Python bivittatus (Burmese python)
Lineage: Eukaryota; Metazoa; Chordata; Lepidosauria; Squamata; Pythonidae
Product: dual specificity protein phosphatase 14-like
Biological process (GO): peptidyl-tyrosine dephosphorylation
Cellular component (GO): cytoplasm
Molecular function (GO): protein tyrosine phosphatase activity; MAP kinase tyrosine/serine/threonine phosphatase activity
Source: RefSeq, a predicted model, not a curated record